AUGAACCCUUACAUCUUAGCCACCCUUUUGUUUGGACUUGGCCUAGGAACCACAAUUACGUUUGCCAGCUCCCACUGACUCCUUGCUUGAAUAGGACUUGAAAUUAAUACCCUCGCAAUUCUCCCUCUAAUAGCACAACACCACCACCCCCGAGCGGUUGAAGCCACCAUCAAAUAUUUCCUCGUUCAAGCAACAGCAGCUGCUACCUUGCUAUUUGCAGCAACUACUAACGCCUGACUUACAGGGCAAUGAAAUAUUCAAUACGCCUCCCACCCUUUAACUAUUACCCUAAUUAUUACCGCCCUCGCCCUAAAAAUUGGCCUUGCACCACUUCACGCAUGACUCCCCGACGUGCUCCAAGGAUUAGACCUGACCACAGGCCUAAUCCUCUCUACCUGACAAAAACUAGCCCCGUUCGCUCUCCUCCUUCAAUUAACUCCAUCCAACUCCCCAAUCCUAGUUAUACUGGGAUUAAUCUCAACCCUCGUGGGAGGCUGAGGAGGCCUAAACCAAACCCAACUACGAAAGAUUUUAGCCUACUCUUCAAUUGCACACCUUGGCUGAAUAAUUUUAAUUCUCCAAUUCUCACCUUCCCUUACUUUCCUAACUCUAGUCGUCUACCUUAUUAUAACAUCUUCUGUAUUCCUUACAUUUAUCCUAGUUAAAGCAACCAACAUCACUUCCCUUGCCAUCUCCUGAACAAAAGCCCCUAUCUUAACAUCCCUAAUCCCCCUUACCUUGCUCUCCCUAGGAGGCCUCCCUCCCCUCACCGGCUUUAUGCCAAAAUGACUAAUCCUUCAAGAACUAACCAAACAAGACCUCGCCCCCACCGCAACCAUUGCCGCGCUCUCCGCUCUAUUAAGCUUGUACUUCUACCUCCGCCUCUCAUAUGCCAUAACUCUCACCCUAUCUCCUAAUAACUUAACAGGUGUUGCCCCCUGGCGACUGUCCUCCCCGCGGCCAACUCUUCCCCUUGCCAUCCUCACAAUAACAGCAGUCACCCUACUUCCUCUCACCCCCGCCAUGGCCGCCCUAUUUAUUUUCU
Messenger RNA from Scatophagus argus, 1045 nucleotides. Lineage: Eukaryota; Metazoa; Chordata; Actinopteri; Scatophagidae. The record is from the annotation of a RefSeq genome assembly.